Ceratitis capitata (Mediterranean fruit fly) is the source of this 1967-nucleotide messenger RNA. RefSeq names its product apyrase. NCBI's taxonomy places the organism in Eukaryota, Metazoa, Arthropoda, Insecta, Diptera, Tephritidae. Bases 201 to 1832 code for a protein of 543 amino acids. Gene Ontology annotation, biological process: AMP catabolic process. The record is from RefSeq and is a predicted model, not a curated record. The transcript has 9 exons. Gene Ontology annotation, cellular component: plasma membrane. Gene Ontology annotation, molecular function: 5'-nucleotidase activity; nucleotide binding; metal ion binding.
CAUCAAUAAAUUUGAAAUUAAAUGUGUAAAGAAUUUUAAACAAAACGUUUAGUAUACAAAAUACAUACAUACAUAUACAUAUAUCGUGCAUAGACGUGUGUAGUUUUUGCUGCAAAUGCAAUAAUAAAAAGCUUUCAGUUUGUACUGCGGCGGCGGUUUGACCCAUUGAAAGUGCGGAGUGUGCCAAAUAACAGUGUAAUAUGAAAGUGUUAAUGAUAAUCGCACUAUUCGUGCCACUAAUAAGUGCCGAUUUAUUCCCAUUAUCCAUUAUUCAUAUUAACGACUUUCAUGCAAGAUUCGAGCCCACGGACACAUCGGGUGGUACUUGUGACGCUGGGGAAGAAUGCAUUGGAGGUUAUGCGCGCACUGUAUACACUGUAAAACGUUUACUCGAUGAACAAAAGGAUCAAAACCCGGUCUAUUUUAAUGCAGGCGACAGUUUUCAAGGUACACUUUGGUAUAAUAUUGGAAGAUGGAAUGUGACGAGUCAAUUUCUCAAUUUACUGCCCGCCGAUGCAAUGACACUCGGCAAUCAUGAAUUUGAUCACGGCAUUGAAGGUGUUGUACCAUUUCUGGAACAUAUCAACUCACCCAUGUUGGUGGCAAAUAUGGAUGCAACAGAUGAACCGGAUAUGCAAGGAAAGUACCAAAAUUCGAUCAUAAUCGAAAGGAGUAAUCGAAAAAUUGGUGUUAUUGGCGUUAUACUCGAGACCACUUAUGAUUUAGCCAAUACUGGCGAUUUGAUAUUCCGCAAUGAAAGCGACGUUAUACGCGAAGAAGCGCAAAAAUUAAAAGCUCAGGGUGCGAAUAUAAUCAUCGCCAUUACACACUGUGGCUAUGACGUUGAUAAAUUAAUUGCACAAAAUGCCGCUGAUGAAGUCGAUGUUAUAGUGGGUGCACAUUCGCAUACUUUUCUUUAUACGGGUGAUGUACCACCUGGUCCAGAUACGCCACGUGGUCCAUAUCCAACGGAAAUUGUACAUGAGAAUGGACAUCGCAUUUUGAUUGUUCAAGCAGCUGCUUAUGCGAAAUAUGUCGGCAAUAUAACGGUAUUUUUCGAUGAUGAUGGUAACGUUGUUGACUAUUCGGGCGCACCGAUUUAUAUGGGCUCCAAUGUGCCAGAAGACCCUGAAACUGUGGAAGCGCUUGCGCCUAUUAAAGAGGAAAUAGAUAAAGUGGGAUCCAUCAUCCAAGGCGAAACAAAAGUUGAGCUUAGAAAGUCAACAUGCAGCAAUUCCGAGUGCAACUUGGGUAAUUUCUUUUGUGAUGCAAUGAUACACGCUUUCGCCGGCUUAACACCCUUCUCUGAAAGUAAAUGGUCAAAUGUUUCCAUCGGCCUUGUUAAUACUGGCGCAUUACGAGUACCACUUUACAAAGGAAAUAUUACCUAUGCACAUAUAGUGACCAUGUCACCAUUUGAAAACAUGCUCACGGCUUUCAAUUUACCUGGUCAUAAGCUGUUGGAAGCCUUAGAAUUCAGUGUUGAGCCUAUUGAUGUAGAAAGUGGCGUUCAAACCUCUUCUAGAUUUAUACAAGUUGCCGGUUUAAAGGUAACUUACAACUUUACCAAUCCCGUUGGCGAAAGGGUAGUCGAUAUUAAAGUGCGAUGCGUGGAAUGUGAUAUUCCUGUUUACGAGGAUUUCGAUUCUACGAAAAUAUAUCGCAUUGUAGCACCUGAUUUUCUAGCUGAGGGCGGUGAUGGCUUUUCAAUGUUGAAAGAGCAUGGCUAUGAUUGGCAAAAAGAGGUGACUGAUUUGGAUGCCCUACUCUCGUACACAAAUCAAGUAACUCCAAUCUACACGGGAAAAGAAAAGCGUAUUACAGUAUUGUGAAAGUAAUCUAAUGAAGUGGCGGAAGUAGUCAAAAAUGAAAUAACGUAUUUGUUUUACACAUCCUGUACAAGCCUUGCCAUAUUAUCACAGAUUUUGUAAUACUAAAAUAUAUAUUAUAUGUGUUUCUUAAAUUUG